AUGGCCACGCAACAGGACGACGGCGGUGUGCCCGUAGCCAUUGCACACGAGCAGCAGCAUUUUCGCUUGCUGGAGCUGCCUCCCGACAUUGUUGGGUUGCUAGACGCGUCGGAUCGCCCACUUAGCCCCAGCCUCUCGCUCAAGUCCAAAGCCCCCGCCCAAACCUCAGGCACGCCUGCAUAUGCAGUGCUCUGUACGCCAAACAAGACAUUCCAGCUGCGCCAGAUUCAGACGUCCAACUCGCUCCUCGUUACCCAGCCCAUCCUCCAGCACCAUGGCAACGACGAGAUGCCCACCCCUGCCACAUGUGCAAUUGCGUCGUGCGCCGUGACGCUCCAAGUCGAUGCGUCCACAGCAUCCGCCCUUGGCCUGUUGAGGGACGCGCUGGCCGUUUACGAUAUUGUGGCUGGCGACGUUGACGCUACCCCCAACGGCAGGAGCAAGCCCAACGUCUUCGCCGACAUGCCCGUCUCGGACGGAGAAUGCGAGGCGGCAUGGACCGAGCUGAUGGCUUUUGAGCUCGACGGUAGCUCCUACCAGCCGUCUGCCAAUGCCCUCUCCCACGUCUGGCGCGCUAUCAAUGCUGCUGCACUGGCCGAGGGCAUCCCGCUGAACCAAGAUUUCUUGACCGACGACAUCACAAGGCCUGCAGCUGAAGAGGGACACCCCCUCACCUUCAUACAGGCCGUACUUGCGCACCUGUCGACUGAUGACAGGGUCAAGACCGGUCCGUGGUCGUGUCUCGAUCGCGCUAAGACGGUUGUCUUUACAGGCCGAACGUUGCUAGCUUCCAAGCGCGGUGCUGACUUUCUCAUCGCCGACUUCACUGACACAUGGGAGGACCGCUUGCCUGAGGUAUGGCGCAAGGAUGCAAAGCUCAGCGCCAUCGAAGCCUUCUACGAAUGCCCCUCUGACACGACAAUCAAGGCAAAGAAUACAGACGCUUCAGCAAUGGGCCGAGACAGUGCAGUGCCAGCCAUGAAGCUGUCAGCGCGCAAGUGGCACGACAAGUUUGCCAUGACCAGAAAGAAGUGA
Molecule: messenger RNA, 1035 nt
Organism: Pyrenophora tritici-repentis Pt-1C-BFP
Lineage: Eukaryota; Fungi; Ascomycota; Dothideomycetes; Pleosporales; Pleosporaceae
Source: RefSeq, a predicted model, not a curated record